AUGCCGUUCCCUGCCUAUGACGAUGGCUUGGACUACUUCCAACAACCUCCAGUAGCAGGUCCGUCCACAACACCCAUGGAGUACCUAUCACCCGGCCACGCAAGCAGAGCACGGCUGUCCAGGACAACAUCCUUUGCCUCCAACGCCAGCUCUGCACGAAGCAUAUCACAGUCAGACGUCGGCUCUCGCAGCACAUCUCCCAACACGGCCGAAAUGGCGAAGUGGGGCGCACGGAACGAAGAUGGAAGCUGGUCGUGUUCAUACCCUGGCUGUGUCUCGCGAUCCACUUUCACCAGAGGCUGUGACCUACGCAAACACUACAAGCGGCACACGAAAUCCCUAUUCUGUCGAGCUGAGGGAUGUCCCCAAGCGACUGAAGGAAGCUUCUCAAGCAAGAAGGAUCGCGCUCGGCAUGAGGCGAAACAUAAUCCUACGAUUAUGUGCGAAUGGGAUGGUUGUGGGAGACUCUUCUCGAGGAACGAUAAUAUGAAGGACCAUGUCAGACGAGUACACCAACGACGCAUAACUUGA
Messenger RNA from Fulvia fulva, 531 nucleotides. RefSeq names its product Trichothecene biosynthesis transcription regulator TRI6. The record is from RefSeq and is a predicted model, not a curated record. The coding region runs from base 1 to 531 and encodes 176 amino acids. NCBI's taxonomy places the organism in Eukaryota, Fungi, Ascomycota, Dothideomycetes, Mycosphaerellales, Mycosphaerellaceae. The transcript is spliced from 2 exons. Gene Ontology annotation, cellular component: nucleus. Gene Ontology annotation, biological process: regulation of transcription by RNA polymerase II.